AUGGUGCAGCAGGCUAACCGGAACUUGGGCAAGGUUGCUUCCCAAUGUAAUGAUGAUGCAGUUUCCUCGAUUGAUUCUUUGAAUUCGGAAGAUGUUCAGUCGUUUAAUGGAAGCGUUGAUAAUAACACAGUUGAAAGCGAUAACGUCAAGUCGAUCACAUCAACUCUUUCCAGGGUGGAAACUGCGAUGUCACAGGUGUUGAGAGUGAAGUCACUCAAACAAACGGUGACGGAUGCCCGGGAUGAUAAUGAGAUUACGGCAAGAAACGAGGAACAAGCAAGAAGAACAACUUUGGGACGGAUUCUUACGCAUCCUGACAUUUCGGAUGCAAUGCGUGUUGCAACACACACUGGAGGCAGCAUCGCUGAAAAAUUGGCAAGUGUUCGUCCUGAUGAUGAACGUGCAGUGAGAGAAAUUACAAGCAAGGCCGAGGAGGUUUCAGAAAUCGAGCAGGGCUUGAUUGAAAAGGAGGAAGAGGAAAAGAAGUACCCUCCCCCAGAUAAAGGGUAUGCGUGGGUUAUCUGUGUGACAGAGUUGUUUAUGAUCAUCACAACUUGGGGAGCAACGACCUCGUACGGUGUUUUCAUCUCUUUCUGGCUCAACAAUAACACUUUUGCCGGUGCAGACCCGAUGAAUUACGCACUUGCAUCCUCGAUUGCCAUCUGUUUGGCACAGGCUUUGGCCCCAGUGGCAAUGAUCACGCAGAAUAUGAUUGGUCUCAAUAUUACCAUUGCAAUGGGUACAAUUAUCAACUUUGCUGGAUAUAUGCUCUGCUCAUUUUGCACUGAACUAUGGCAGUUGUAUUGCACCUUGGGUUUGAUGGUUGGAACCGGCUUUGCGUUUAUUUUCAACCCGUCAAUUGUAAUUCUCAGCAGCUGGUUUGUCAAAUACAGAGCCAUAUCGUCUGGAGUGACGAUUUGCGGUGCUGGUAUUGGAGGUGUUGCCUUUGCACUUGGUGCCCAGGACCUCAUCAACUUGAAAAGUGAUUAUAGGUGGGCCAUGCGGAUGAUUGCAAUCGUCACACUCUGCCUCAACUGCUUUGUGGUUGUUCUUAUGAGAGAGAGGGUCCCAGUCAAACGAGAAGUGUCCAGAAAGAGCUUUAAGCUUCAAUUGAAGACGAUUUUGAACUACCGGACCAUGCUCCAUUGGCCAAUCAUUGCCAUUACUUUCUGGUUUGGAAUGGCAAUUGUGUCUUACAUCGUCAUCACAUUCUCUCUUGCAAGUUUUGCUACUUUCAUUGGUCUAUCAGAGACUCAGGGUUCUCACGUAACUGGUAUUUUCAACGGUUGCCAGGCUAUUGGAAGACCAAUAAUUGGAAUAUGUGGCGAUCGAUACGGAAAAAUAAACACCGCUUUGAUUGGAAAUGUCAUUGUGAUCAUUCUCAUCUUUGCAUUCUUCGUUAAUUGCAACAAUUCGGCUACCCUUAUUGGCUUUGCCAUUGUUUCCGGGCUUGUCACUGGCUGGUCUCAGCUUCUUAAUCAGGCAAUUAUGCCAGAUGCGGUUCCGAUGGCCGAAUAUCCGUCCGUUUGGAGUUACGAGAACAUUAUUGUGGGAUGCUUCUGCUUGUUUUCCGAAGUUGUCGCACUUAAGUUGAGAGAUCUAUCCAGUUCUAUGCCUUUUCUCAAGGCUCAGAUCUUUUCUGGCUUUAUGGUUUUGGGCUCUUUGCUUUUCAUGAUUCCUGUUCGUGAGUGGAAAAUCAGGCAAAUGAUCGAGUCAAGAUUGGAGGAUGCCAAGGAUCGCAUGGAAGCAAUCCAGAUGACAUCUGAUCCCGAGAAAAGCAGAGAAAGUCUUGAUGCUGUGUCUGUUAGAAUCGAGAGAUACCAAAGUUUACUUACUAAGAGUUCCCGCGGCUACUUACGGAGACUCUUCUAUCCCGUUAAAGCCUGA
Messenger RNA from Brettanomyces bruxellensis, 1887 nucleotides. RefSeq lists its product as uncharacterized. The transcript has a single exon. The record is from RefSeq and is a predicted model, not a curated record. Lineage: Eukaryota; Fungi; Ascomycota; Pichiomycetes; Pichiales; Pichiaceae. The coding region runs from base 1 to 1887 and encodes 628 amino acids.